Habropoda laboriosa is the source of this 4050-nucleotide messenger RNA. It is a transcript of the gene L, whose product is annotated as zinc finger protein 423 homolog. Gene Ontology annotation, biological process: regulation of transcription by RNA polymerase II. Gene Ontology annotation, cellular component: nucleus. NCBI's taxonomy places the organism in Eukaryota, Metazoa, Arthropoda, Insecta, Hymenoptera, Apidae. The record is from RefSeq and is a predicted model, not a curated record. The coding region runs from base 1 to 4050 and encodes 1349 amino acids. The transcript has 10 exons. Gene Ontology annotation, molecular function: RNA polymerase II transcription regulatory region sequence-specific DNA binding; DNA-binding transcription factor activity, RNA polymerase II-specific.
AUGUCCAGACGGAAGCAGGCGAAACCUCGAUCUCUGAAACGAGACGAAGAGUGGGACGACGGGAACGAGCAGAAUGUCCUGGAGGUAACCGAGCAGGAUAAUGAGACGACGGGAAUUAAGCAGGACGAAGAGGAGGAGGAGGAGGAAGAGGAGCUGCAGAGAGCUUUCAGUCGUCAUUCCGAGGAAUACUUGCAAGAGGGAAGGCCAUCGCCGGUCCAAGGGCCAGACUUGGAGAACCAGAACAGCCUCGACAGUGAGGCCUUGGGAACCGGAAGUUCGUCGUGGCAGAGCGAGGAUGGCGGUCCGAACUCGCGACGCGGCGGAGAGACGCCGUCGUCUUGCGCGACGCCGACGUCGACCAGCUUCCCGUCGGAGCCAGAGGUCGACGCCGACGUCGGUGUGAACGCCGACGGGAACAACGCGACCGCUCCUUAUCCCUGUCAAUUCUGCGACCGCACCUUUCCACGGCUCAGCUAUCUGAAGAAGCACGAACAGAGCCACGGUGACCAAAUGCCGUACAGAUGCAGCUGGUGUGCAAGAUUGUUCAAACAUAAGCGUAGCAGAGAUCGACACGUGAAGCUUCACACGGGAGACCGAAGAUAUCGAUGCACGCACUGCGAGGCUGCUUUCUCCAGGAGCGAUCACUUGAAGAUUCACAUGAAGACACACGACACGCAGAAGCCGUACCAGUGCACCGCCUGCUCCAGAGGGUACAACACAGCGGCUGCUCUAACGUCUCACAUGCAGUCUCACAAGAAGCACCACCAUCAAUCCCAAGGAGCGACGAAACUCCAGGACAUCGACUACGGUCGAAGAAGCGUGUCCUCUCACAGCACGUCCUCGCCACCGGUUCCAAGCUCGCCUUCGCCAUCCUUAAAUCUCGCGUUGAACUCGAAAACAGGCCUGAAAAGUUCUCAGGGCAGCGCAUCGACCACGCCGAUACUAAGCUCGCCGUUGAAACUGGCCUGCAUGUAUUGCACCAGAGAUUCCUUCAGCUGUAUGCAGCAACUUCAGAUGCACGUGCACACGAUGCACCAGGCGAUUCUUAGCGGUGAGAACGUGGCGGUGUCACCGUCACCAAACAGAACCAACGAGCACGUAGCCUAUCAACGGGAGAAGACACUGGAUCGUCCUGAUGGAUCGUCGAAAGAUCACGAGAAGAGAAAGUACCAAGAGGACUCGGAGAGAUCGAUAGAGAAAGAGCACUACGAGAACGCUUUAACGUGCAAUCAGUGCACGAUGAAGUUCUCUACGCUUGGUUCUCUGAGAGAUCAUCUCGUUUCCAUCCACAGAACCGACGGUUUUGGCUCCGCUUUGAUGAUGUGUCCUCUAUGCGGUAUUCCCUGCACCUCUGCAGCCGCCUACGCCGAACACUACGUUCUCCAGCACUGCGAGAAUCGCAGAGUAACGCCGCUAGACGGGAGCAGAGAGUACGCAGAUCCGAAGAUGAACGGUGGUUACGAGUCGAAGAGCUCGAGGUGCCAGAAGUCGAGAGAACAAACGUCCUCGGAGCCAGCCGAUCUGACCAGCAAGCAUUCCACGUCCACGGAGAACAGUUACACAGCUGGUACACUGUUGUGCGGCCAGUGUGGCGCUGCUUUGAAGGACUUCGAGUCGUUCAGGGAACACCUAGCCAGACAUCUUCAAGCUGAUCACAGAAACGACGUUGUCAGGCAUCCUUGUCCAAAGUGCGAGGCUAAUUUUCAGGACAGAGAAGACAUGCUGGCACAUCUGACCAAGCAUUAUCUCGGUCAAGUGAGCAAAGAGUACGCGUGCGGUGCUUGCAAGAAGCUCUAUCCGCAUCCUGACCUCCUUCAGAGGCAUCUGCUCGACAGCCACGCUCAUCAUCUCUACAGAUGCGCGUUGUGCAGGGAUACCUUCGACUCGAGAGUGGCUAUACAGGUGCAUUUCGCUGUGAAACACAGUCAGGAGUGCAGGAUUUAUCGGUGCAACGCGUGCACCAUUCCUAACAACGAGAACUCGCCUGGAAACGCGCCUGGCGAGGGGAAAAGCUUCUUCAGGAGUGAAUCGGAGAUGGCGAAUCACGUGAGGAACGUGCACGCGCCGCCCACCGUCUCCAACAGCAGCCCAGCUGCUAGGAGUCCUGCAUCUACUCCUGGAAUAACAGGAACCUCCGGACCGAGAUGCGUCUUCUGCGGUAUCUGCUGCAGCUCCGAGCUGGAAUUGCAGCUUCAUUUGGCCAGUCACUCGGCUAGCUUGUACAGGUGUCCAGUUUGCAGAGAGGGAUUCGCUGUGGAGUUCUUACUGGACAGGCAUAUCGCCCAGUCUCACCAUUCGAGCGAUCAUCAUCAGAGCGGUGUGAGGAGUAGCAGCAGGGAGAAUGGGAGGAUCGGCAGACCACCGAGGUUGCAAGAAGAGGCCAAGUCUCAGAAGCGAGGUCGUUCUCCAGCGUCUAGCAACAACAACUCGUUGAACCAACGUGACAACAACAGCAAACGAGCAAAUUACACUGCCACACCAUCCCAGCAAUGCGACCUCUGCGAAAGAGGAGAGUUCACCACUGAAGCAGAACUGCAAGCCCACAAGAAGCUGGCUCAUACACCGGCCAAGCUUCAGAAUAAAUCAAUCUCGAAUCUAAGCAUGACCUGUGCUUAUUGCGGAGAAGUAUGUCGCUCGAGGACUGAAUUAGAGUCCCACACGAGGAUCCAGCACGCUUCGAACGAGCCUGGAGGGCGUCACAAGUGCAACAUCUGUGACGAGGUCUGUCCAUCGGGCGCGACUCUCGCUGAGCACAAGUUGCAGAAGCAUUGCAAGAUUCAGUUAAGCGACACGUGUAUCGUUUGUCGAGGAAGCCUGACCUCGGAGUCGCAAUUUCUGGAACACGUGCAGAGACACAGCCUGGAGAGCGUGGAUCCUCAGCAAAGAUUGGACGGUUCGCUUCCUCAUCUACCAGCAGCGUGUGUAGUCUGCAGGCAGACGUUGAUCAGCGAUUUCGAGUGUCGUCUUCACGCCAGGCAUCAUUUGAGAGCGACUACAGGCACGCACAGCGUUGGUUCUAGCCCUAGUCCGAAUCAGAAGAGUCAGAAUCCAAGCUGCUGCCUUUGCCUGAGAGAUUACUCGGCUGAGGACUUUGUCAGUUUGCCUCCUAGUCACAUAAGCGGUGGAGGACAGUCCCUUAGGGUCUGCAAGUCCUGUUACAUUCGUCACUCUCAAGGUUUACCUAUCUUGAAUCCACCGUACGAACCUGCUGCUCUCAGGUCCAAGUGUGACAGACCUUGGAUACCUGGUGGUAAGGAUGGCCAGUGGGAUGGAUCUAGGGACAGAUGGGAAUCUGAGAGUAGAGUGAACGAUGUGAACGAUAACAAAAGGUGUCAGGAUUGUGGAGUUAAGUUUGAAGAUCCUGAAGAAGCAGAGAAGCAUAGGAUGGUGGAACAUGAGAAAGCUGGAACAGCGUCAAACACAUACACCUGUAUACAGUGCCAGAUGUCCUUCUCAUCGGAGGCCAAAAUACAGCAACAUGUAAGAAAAGAGCACUUGGAAGCAUCAGGGAAAGCCUCUAUAGAGGCUCUAAGAUGUCACUUGUGUUUAUUCGAGGCUAGCAGUCCUUUACAGCUUCAGAGCCAUUUGAUAGAGCACACUUUUGCUGGGUGUGCCGCUCUCAGUUGCUACAUUUGCCAGUCUCUGUUCACCGCACCCAUUGGCCUUCAGAAUCACAUGCUUCAGGAGCAUGGUCUAGGAGCCCGUCCAUACGACUGCUCCAAGUGUACCCUGAAAUUCUUCUUCAGGGCGGAAUUGGAUCACCAUAUGCUGACGUUUCAUCGACCAGGAGAAUUACCGUCGCCUGUUGAAAACGCUCAGAACAUCGCUGAGCAGAAGCCAAAAGAGCCAGAGGAGAGAAACUGCGACGAGGAAGGGGUUACGGUGAAGGAAGAAAUUCUUCCGGAGGCACAGGACGAGGAAGAAGAGAUCAAUGUUGAUGAACAAGUGGAGCAAGAGAAUCGAGAAGGGGAGAAGAAAAUGGAAACGGAGAAGAUGUUGAAAAUUGAACAGGAGGAGGGAGAUGGUGAACCAGAGAAAAUGGAAUCGUGA